AUGUGGCUCUACCUGGCAGGCCUUGUGGUCCUGUACCACCUGCUGCGCUGGUACCGGGAGAGGCAGGUGGUGAGCCACCUGCAAGACAAGUACGUCUUCAUCACGGGCUGUGACUCAGGCUUUGGGAACCUGCUGGCCAGACAGCUGGACAUGAGAGGCAUGAGGGUGCUGGCUGCAUGUCUGACAGAAAAAGGGGCCGAGCAGCUGAGAAAUCAGACAUCAGGCAGACUGGAGACAGUUAUACUGGAUGUCACCAAGACAGAGAGCAUCUCUGCAGCCACCCAGUGGGUGAAAGAGCACGUGGGAGACAGAGGACUCUGGGGCUUGGUCAACAAUGCAGGCAUUUACCUCUCCUGUGGCUACCUCGAGUGGCAGAAGAUGGAGGACUGUGUGAGCAUCGUCAACGUGAAUCUCAUUGGUUUGAUCCAGAUGACCUUGAGCAUGCUCCCCUUGGUGAGGAGCGCAAGGGGGAGGGUUGUCAAUGUCUCUAGUGUUCUGGGAAGACUUGCUUGCUUCGGAGGAUUCUAUGCUGUCUCCAAGUAUGGAGUAGAAGCCUUUUCGGAUACACUGAGGCGUGAGAUUGGAGAUUUUGGGGUGAAAGUCAGCAUAAUUACACCUGGUGCCUUCAGAACUGGAGAAACAAAUUUGAAGUUGUCCAUAGAGAAAAUGAAGCAAGACUGGGAAGAAACCCCUGCACAUAUCAAGGCGGCGUAUGGACAACGGUUAUUUGAUACCUUUUGCAGCACUGCCAAAGAAAGACUGGCAAAUUGUUCCACAGACCUGAACCUGGUCACUGACUGCAUGGAACAUGCUGUGACUUCGGUGCACCCACGUACUCGGUACAUAGCUGGCUGGGAUGCUCACCUCUUCUUCAUCCCUCUCUCUUAUCUACCUACAGCACUGGCAGACUACAUAUUGCAUUUAUAUAGCCCCAGACCAGCCCACGUGGUCUAA
This is a messenger RNA of Castor canadensis (American beaver), 954 nucleotides long. RefSeq names its product hydroxysteroid 17-beta dehydrogenase 6 (gene Hsd17b6). The record is from RefSeq and is a predicted model, not a curated record. Gene Ontology annotation, molecular function: oxidoreductase activity; metalloendopeptidase activity. Gene Ontology annotation, biological process: steroid metabolic process; proteolysis. Gene Ontology annotation, cellular component: intracellular membrane-bounded organelle. Lineage: Eukaryota; Metazoa; Chordata; Mammalia; Rodentia; Castoridae.